GAAAGGGAGGGAGCUGGGAGGCCCGGUCACGGCAGCUCCAUCCGCGCUCCCCCUGCCCAGCCCCGGCCAUGAAUAUGUAACUCCCCUCUAUUUCCCGAGCUCCAUUGCGGAGGCUGCCGCUCGCCAUAUUGUGCCGCUGGAGCUGCGGCUCACCGCUGGCGAGAGAGGGCGGUGGGAGCGAGUUGUGUAGGGCGACGUCGGCGGCCUGAGGCGGGAGCCCGGCGGGCGCUUGGUGCCUUUGGCGUUGCUGCAGAGCUGCGGGGAGCUUCUGAAGCCCUGAGGUAUCCCUGGGGACCAGCGUGCUGCGGGAAUAUAGAUAAAUGUGUGUGCACACAUACUCUGGAAGCUACACGGAGAGCCAUGUCUCAAGCCGUGCAGACGAAUGGGACGCAACCUUUAAGCAAGACGUGGGAGCUCAGUUUGUAUGAGUUACAAAGAACACCUCAGGAAGCAAUCACUGAUGGCUUGGAAAUAGUUGUGUCACCCAGGAGCCUGCACAGUGAACUGAUGUGUCCCAUCUGCUUGGAUAUGUUAAAAAACACCAUGACAACAAAAGAAUGUUUGCAUCGCUUCUGUGCUGACUGUAUCAUUACAGCCCUCAGGAGUGGCAACAAAGAAUGUCCCACAUGUCGUAAAAAGCUAGUUUCAAAGAGGUCAUUGAGACCAGAUCCCAAUUUUGAUGCUCUCAUCAGUAAAAUUUAUCCAAGCCGAGAUGAAUAUGAAGCUCAUCAGGAGAGAGUGCUAGCAAGAAUCAGCAAGCACAAUAACCAGCAAGCUUUAAGUCACAGCAUUGAGGAAGGAUUAAAGAUUCAAGCUAUGAACAGGUUGCAGAGGGGCAAGAAACAACAGAUUGAGAAUGGUAGUGGUGCAGAAGAUAACGGUGACAGUUCACAUUGUAGCAAUGCCUCAACACACAGCAAUCAGGAAGCUGGGCCUAGUAAUAAGAGAACCAAAACAUCGGAUGAUUCUGGGCUAGAACUGGACAAUAACAACACAACUGUGGCAAUAGACCCUGUAAUGGAUGGUGCUAGUGAAAUUGAAUUAGUCUUCAGGCCUCAUCCGACCCUCAUGGAGAAUGAUGACAGUGCACAGACAAGAUACAUCAAGACCUCAGGCAAUGCCACUGUUGAUCACUUGUCCAAGUACCUAGCAGUAAGAUUGGCUUUGGAGGAGCUUCGUAGCAAAGGAGAAUCAAACCAGAUGAACCUUGACACAGCCAGUGAGAAGCAGUAUACCAUUUACAUUGCUACUGCCAAUGGGCAGUUCACUGUAUUAAAUGGGUCCUUUUCCUUGGAACUGGUCAGUGAGAAGUACUGGAAAGUGAACAAACCCAUGGAACUGUACUAUGCACCAACAAAGGAACAUAAAUAAGCUGUGCUGGAAAACUGAGAUGGGACUAACUCUUUUUAUAGCUAUGACUUCUUUAAUAUUAAAAGAAAGCACCACCAUUACAUUCA
This is a messenger RNA of Pezoporus flaviventris, 1457 nucleotides long. It is a transcript of the gene RNF2, whose product is annotated as ring finger protein 2. The coding region runs from base 361 to 1371 and encodes 336 amino acids. The record is from RefSeq and is a predicted model, not a curated record. NCBI's taxonomy places the organism in Eukaryota, Metazoa, Chordata, Aves, Psittaciformes, Psittacidae. Gene Ontology annotation, cellular component: PcG protein complex; ubiquitin ligase complex. Gene Ontology annotation, molecular function: ubiquitin protein ligase activity; chromatin binding. The transcript is spliced from 8 exons.